AUGGUUUGGACCGCGUUUUCCAAAGCCUUCGUUGGCCUCGCCGUGCUCGGCCAUCUGAGCACUGCCUACGCUGACGACUAUCACCCCAUCGAUGCGCCCGCGGACUCCGUCGAUUCGCUCGACGACGAACCUCGCUUUGUCCAAUGCUACUCGGAGCCACUGAGUCCAGGUAUUGUUGAUGACGCCAGGGACUUCUACAUGAACGCCUCGACGAUGGGCAGCAACGCCGCGCAAAAAGACAUCAAACGCAUUACGGUCAAAACGAUUGCCGUCAACUUCCAUGACAUGGGCAACUCGGCCGAUGACAAGCUCACUGCAAGUAUCCAUAAGCAGUUUAAGUUACUGCGUGAUACCUACAAGGAGUACGGCUUCAACUUUGAGCUGAAUGAAAUCUUGCACUACAACAACCCAUCCUGGUCGCAGUGUUCGGUUCAGGGCGACUUCGCCCCUAAGCAUCCGCCUUGCAAGUCUGUUACGCGUGCCUUGCGCAAGGGCACCUACCAGACCUUGAACGUUUUCAUUCAUCGAGGUCUGCUGGUUAAAAUAGCAGCCACGAACAUCUCGGAAAGCAGGCUGUUCAAGCCUAUCAAGCUUGGCAACUCACAACUCAACCACCGCAUCGCCAUGGCACCCCUGACCCGCUACCGCCACGACAAGAACCAUGUUGCGAUGCCUUUCGUACCCAGAUACUACGGCGAACGCGCCUCGACCCCGGGUACUCUGAUCAUCUCUGAGGCUACAGGUGUUUCCAUGCAGGACACCGGAGUGCCACAAGGUCCCGCCUUUGUGACGGACGAACAGGUCGAGGCAUGGAGGAAAGUUAUUGCUGAGGUCCACGCCCGCAAGGGCGUCUGGUUUCAGCAAAUCUGGGGACAGGGCCGAGCCGCGGACCCGGAGUACCAAAAGGCGCGGGGUUUCAAGUACAGAUCAUCGAGCGCCGUCCCGAUGGAGCCCGAUGCUGCCAUUCCCGAAGAGAUGACGGAGGAGGAGAUCUUGCAGUUCAUUCAAGAUAUGGUCGACACAGCAAAGAGGGUCAUCUCGGCAGGCGGAGAUGGCGUCGAGAUUCACUCCGCCCACGGUUAUCUGCUGGAUCAGUUCCUUUCAGACUCAGUCAACAAGCGUACCGACAAGUGGGGAGGGUCCGUCGAGAACCGAUCGCGACUCACUCUCGAGGUUGUCAAGGCGGUUGUCGAGGCCAUCGGAGCCGAGAAGGUGGCCAUUCGAUUGUCACCAUACGCAUCGUUCCAAGGCGCGGAGUCGUCAAACAUCCACGAACAAUACACCUACAUCGCCAAGGAGCUCAAGAAGAUGAACGCGCCUUUUGCCUACCUCUCGCUGGUUGAGGCCAGAGGCGACCCCGCCAAGCUCUUGACAGUCAACGAAGACCCCUCGAUCGACCAAAAGACGCUGGACUUCAUCCUCGAUAUCUGGGACAACUUGUCUCCGGUCAUCGUGGCCGGUGGCUACACCGCGGACACGGCAGCGAAGGCGCUUGAGACGCACUACGCGAAGUGGGACGUCAUUGUUGCUUUUGGAAGAAGUUUCCUUGCAAACCCCGACUUCGUCUGGCGAGUCAAGAAUGGUAUUGAGUUGAACAAGUACCACCGACAGUCGUUCUACAUCAAGGGUUCGGAGAUCGGCUACAAUGACUACCCCUUCAGUUCGGAAUACGUCGAUGCUCAAAGAGAAUGGGCUCUGAAGAAUCUGGAGGUGGCCAGCAAAUAG
Molecule: messenger RNA, 1725 nt
Organism: Colletotrichum karsti
Lineage: Eukaryota; Fungi; Ascomycota; Sordariomycetes; Glomerellales; Glomerellaceae
Product: NADH: flavin oxidoreductase/NADH oxidase
Exons: 3
Coding region: 1-1725 (574 amino acids)
Molecular function (GO): NADPH dehydrogenase activity; FMN binding
Source: RefSeq, a predicted model, not a curated record